CGGGGGCAGCGGCGGUCCAGGGCUCGGCGCGGCUUGCGUGCCGGGAGGGAGCCCGUGGUCCCGCAGCCCUUCUCCCUCUUGGAUACCCUGUCCUCUCCUCUUCCCCUUUCCCGCCCCGGCCCACGGUGCGAGGCUGGGAGCCGCCGCCCGGGCCGCGCCGCGCUGUCUCUGAAGGGCACACGUCAGAGCACACCAUGCCUCCUAGUAAAGACGCCAGCAGUCUUAACAGCUCGGCAGCAGGGCUCAUCUGCCUCCCUCCGAUCUCUGAGGAACUACAGCUUGUGUGGACUCAAGCAGCGCAGACCAGUGAGCUGGAUGGAAAUGAACACCUGCUACAGACCUUCAGCUACUUCCCCUACCCAAGCCUGGCAGACAUUGCACUCCUCUGCCUACGGUAUGGGCUGCAGAUGGAGAAGGUAAAGACCUGGUUUAUGGCCCAACGCCUCCGCUGUGGCAUUAGCUGGUCAUCUGAAGAGAUAGAAGAGACUCGAGCCCGAGUGGUGUACCACCGAGAUCAGCUCCAUUUCAAGUCUCUUCUCUCUUUCACGCAUCAUACAGUGUGGCCCCCACAGGAGACACCUCCAGUGCCCUCUCCAGAGCAGGUUGCUCUUGAACUGUGUCCUCCGGCUCUUAGUGAGCCCACCCAGAUGAAAGGAUUGAAGGUUGAGCCUGAGGAACCCUCUCAGGUACCACAGGUGCCACAGAGUCACCAGAAAGUGAAGGAACUUCUGAUGACAGGUAGCAGAGCAUUCCCCCACCAAUCAGAUUUUUGUCAGGAUCUUCAGAUCAGUGGACUCUCUAAGGAGCAUGCAGAAAGGGGGUCCAACCAGUCAUGUGGAGGGACUGCUUCCUGGAAUCAGCCCACAGCUGUCCAUCAGCCACGUGCUGGGGAUAAGCCCCCAUCGAUCUCAUUACUUGUCAGUGGUUGUAAGGAGGAAUCAGCACCUAGUGGGACACCUCCAUCUCCCUCUUUCCAGGUACUGGCUAAUGGAACCACUGCCACCCCUCAACCCCUCCAGCCUUUGGGCUAUAGGCCACAGUCAUUCUCGCCCAGUGAACGGGCACUGUCCCCACACAUAGAACCACCCUGGCCCCAAAGGCUACGGAAUAACUCAGUAGCAGGUAGGGUUGGCCCCACAGAGUACCUUUCGCCAGACAUGCAGCACCAGCGAAAGACUAAGCGCAAAACCAAAGAACAGCUGGCCAUCCUCAAAUCCUUUUUCCUGCAGUGCCAGUGGGCACGACGGGAAGAUUACCAUAAACUAGAACAGAUCACUGGUUUACCUCGCCCUGAGAUCAUUCAGUGGUUUGGUGAUACCCGAUAUGCCUUGAAGCAUGGACAACUGAAAUGGUUUCGGGACAAUGCAGUACUUGGUCCGUCUACUUUUCAAGAUCCAGCUAUGCCUAUACCACCAACUCAUUCCUUGAAAGAAUGGGCCAAGACACCACCUCUGCCAGCCCCACCACCCCCACCAGACAUACGACCUUUAGAGAGGUACUGGGCGGCCCACCAGCAGCUGCAGGAAGCUGAUAUCCUUAAACUGAGUCAGGCAUCAAGACUUAGCACUCAGCAAGUGUUGGACUGGUUUGACUCUCGACUGCCUCAGCCAGCGGAGGUGGUAGUUUGUCUAGAUGAAGAGGCGGAGGAUGAAGAUGAGGAUGAAGAACUGCCAGAAGAUGGUGAGGAAGAGGAGGAGGAGGAGGAAGAUGAUGUUGAUGAUGAUGAUGCCAUACAAGACUGAGGGGGGUUGAGAAAGAAAAGGGGGAGGUCUAUUACUGAAAGAUAAACCACCUUAUUGACCGUUUAAA
Molecule: messenger RNA, 1809 nt
Organism: Peromyscus eremicus (cactus mouse)
Lineage: Eukaryota; Metazoa; Chordata; Mammalia; Rodentia; Cricetidae
Gene: Homez
Product: homeobox and leucine zipper encoding
Exons: 2
Coding region: 195-1742 (515 amino acids)
Biological process (GO): regulation of transcription by RNA polymerase II
Cellular component (GO): nucleus
Molecular function (GO): DNA binding; DNA-binding transcription factor activity, RNA polymerase II-specific
Source: RefSeq, a predicted model, not a curated record